AUGGCUGCAGACACACACACACUCCCCCAGGACGAGCUGCCCUCCCUGGACCUCGACCAGUCGGACUUCAGCCUCUACAGCCCCCACCCUCUGGAGCCCUGGACCAAGACAGGGUGUCUUCCUCUGGACCAGGGGGCGUGUCCUCCUCUGGACCAGGGGGCGUGGCCUGUGGAGCAGCAGGGUGCAGGGCCAGUGGAGCAGUCGGGGGCGUGGCCUGUAGAGCAGCAGGAUGCAGGGCCAGUGGAGCAGUCGGGGGCGUGGCCUGUAGAGCAGCAGGAUGCAGGGCCAGUGGAGCAGUCGGGGGCGUGGCCUGUAGAGCAGCAGGAUGCAGGGCCAGUGGAGCAGUCGGGGGCGUGGCCUGUGGAGCAGCAGGAUGUAGGGCCAGUGGAGCAGCCGGGGGCGUGGCCUGUGGCGCAGCAGACGUGGGCGUGGCCUUGGGGAGCCUGGGCUCUCGGGGGGUGGCCUUGGCCGGAGCCCGCAUUUGGUCAUGUGCGACCUCCGUACUCGUACUCUGCACUCAUCGCCAUGGCGAUCCAGUCGUCUCCGGAGCGACGGCUGACGCUGAGUCAGAUCUACGCGUACGUGAGCGAGCACUUCCCGUUCUACAGCCGCCGUUCAGGCUCAGUUUCAAGUUCAGGUUCAGGUUCAGGUUGGCAGAACUCCAUCCGCCACAACCUGUCACUCAACGACUGCUUCAGGAAGGUGCCGCGGAACGCCAGCGACCCGGGUAAAGGGAACUACUGGACACUGGACCCAAACUGCGACAAAAUGUUCGACAACGGAAACUUCCGUCGCAAACGCAAGAGGAAGUCUGACAGCGCUAUUGCUACGGACAGCGCUAAAGCUACAAACAGCAACAAAGUUACAAACAGUGCUAAUGGUACAAACAGUGCUAAUGGUACAAACAGUGCUAAUGGUACAGACAGUGCUAAUGCUACCGACAGCAAUAACUCUUUGAUCAGCAUUAUCUCGACAAACGCUAGCUCUUCCUAUGCUAACCCCCACAGUCCCUGCGGAGUCGAGCGCCCCCUGGUGGCCUCCUCGGAGACGUUCUGCCACUCGUCUUCUUCGUGGAAUUUCCCGCCGCAGUCUCCACCCCCCUCGCUCUUCUUCUCCUCCCCACAGCAGUAUUUCUCUACAGUUUCGGACGUUUGGGAGGUUGAUGGUGCGACUCCUGACGUCUCCAGUCCUGCCGUGGUGCCGUUGAGCCUGUCGUACUCUGAGCUGAGCUGCAGCGAAUUCCCGCUCACGCAGCAGGUCUACGCCGAGGCGUCCCCACACUCUGCUUUUUGUUAUUGA
Molecule: messenger RNA, 1299 nt
Organism: Knipowitschia caucasica
Lineage: Eukaryota; Metazoa; Chordata; Actinopteri; Gobiiformes; Gobiidae
Source: the annotation of a GenBank genome assembly